Messenger RNA from Aspergillus calidoustus, 1797 nucleotides. The record is from the annotation of a GenBank genome assembly. NCBI's taxonomy places the organism in Eukaryota, Fungi, Ascomycota, Eurotiomycetes, Eurotiales, Aspergillaceae.
CGAAAAGGUAACCCACCGCAACCGUCUCUGAGCCCCGGCUCGGGACUCCCCUCUGGCACGACUGCCGGCCCCCGGGCUAUUGUCGCCAUGUAUUUGUACCUGGCGAUCGCGUCACUUUUCGUCCUCCUCCUUUCUCUAUCACCUCUCGCUGAGGACUUGACUAUCAUCGCCAUGCGCGUCGCUUCUGCCCUGCCCCUGGCCGGCGUCCUGUCGCUGGUGGCUUCCUCCUCUGCGCAGCAGUCGGAUAACCUAGGCUGUAACACCCUGAGUGGCAGCCUGACUGACUCUGUCUUCUUCCCCGAGUCGGCAGUGUACCAAAAUGAGUCGCAGAACUUCUGGUCGAAUACGGAGAUCAUGUCGCCGUCGUGUGUGUUUCGGCCUGCGUCGGCGGAGGAGCUGGGUGAGGCUAUCAAGUUGUUGAAGAGCGUCAAUGCGCAGUUUGCUGUGCGUGGUGGUGGACAUAUGGGAAUUCGGGGCUCGAACAACAUUGACAACGGCGUCUUGAUCGUCAUGUCGGCCCUCAACACCCUGGAACUAAACGACGACCAGUCGAUCCUCUCCGUUGGCCCCUCGUACCGCUGGGGCGACGUCUACUCCUGGCUCGAACCCUACGGUCUCGCUGUCGCGGGUGGCCGUCUCUCCCCCGUCGGAGUCCCCGGUCUUCUGUUGGCGGGCGGCGUCAACUUCUACGGCAACCAGGUCGGCUUCAGCUGUGACACCGUCGUCAACUACCAAGUCGUGCUUGCCAACGGCUCUGUCGUCGAGGCUAACAAGGACAGCUACCGGGAUCUGUUUUGGGCGCUUAAGGGAGGCAGCAGCAACUUUGGUCUUGUCACUCGGUUUGACAUGCAGACGAUCUCGUCGCCGAAAAUUUGGGCAGGAUCGUAUACUGUUUCGGAGGAGUAUGUUGAUGAGUUCUUGAAGGCUAUUGCGACAUACGCGGCCGACAUCUCCGACCCCAAGACGCACAUUGUUCCUGCGCUGGUUCCUUCGCCUGGCGCGGCGACGCUCGCCUCUGCGAUUCUCUUCUACGAUAGCCAGGAUGAGCAGUUUCCUGCGGCUUUUAAGCCAUUUACCGAUAUUCCGGCCGUCUCGAGCACGCUUGCUUUCAAGACUCUUUCCGAAUUCUCCGCUGAGCUUGGCCAGAUGGUCACUGAUGGAAUCAACGACAUCUUCGUCGCCGGCACCGUCGUCGGCACAACCUUCAAAGACCUCCACCGCGGCAUCAGCAUCAUCAACAGCACCUUCUUCGAGCGCCUUCCCAGCUUAUACGCGCAAAUCCCCGCCGAAAACAUCGCCAUCAUCCAACUGGACUGGCAACCCAUCGGCGCGCUCUGGAUGGACGCCUCCGCCAAGGCCGGCGGUAACGCGCUCGGGCUCGACGCCUCGAAGGUGUAUCUCGCGUACGCCGAGGUCGUCGAGUGGACGGGCGCCGAGUACGAUGACAUCGUGCUGCAGUGGGUUGAGGAGACGACGUAUGCGAUUAACAACGCGACUCAGAAGAAAGGGUUGUAUGAUCCGUUCAACUACAUUGGAGAUGCGGCGGGGUUCCAGUCGAUUUUCCCGGGCUAUGGCGCGGAGAACCACCAGCGGCUGGUCUCGAUUGCACAGAAGUAUGAUCCCAAUGCGACGUUUCAGUCGUUGAUGCCUGGUGGGUUUAAGGUGUAUUGACCUUUGAAUCUCAAUCACAUACCUAUCUUUCUUCUCAUUCCUUGUAUCUACCAUGUCUUUGUUGUUUGUACAUCCCAUUCUCAGACCUGAUUGACGGCCCCAAGCGCCACAAUUCUGAAACACACC